Colletotrichum truncatum is the source of this 2055-nucleotide messenger RNA. The record is from RefSeq and is a predicted model, not a curated record. Lineage: Eukaryota; Fungi; Ascomycota; Sordariomycetes; Glomerellales; Glomerellaceae.
AUGUCUUCUUCGGCUGAGAGUAAGAUGCUCCUAGAGCAUCUUCACAAGCUCUCUAUGCAGCACGAGCGCGAGCAGGCUUCCCAAGCCAGCUCUUUGGCCUCUCAGAAGGCAGGUUCUGUCUUGGAUCAUCAGACUACGUCUGUUGCCGAUCGCAAGUCCCCUGGAUUCUCUUCGAUCUCCUCUGAGGAUCCUGAGCGAGGUGUUUCCUUGGAUGUCUCUUCCCUCAGAGGCAGCCCCAACAGCUUCCCUGGCCGUUCCGAAGCCGUUGGCAAGGCUUUGCGCCCGACUAUGUCAGCCACUGCCGCUGUUCGCGCGCAGGAUGCUCCUGUUCAGGCCGAUGAAGACAUCUUCAACGACGCUGUUGUUAAGGGUUCGCGACCCAUCGUCGUGUCAUCUUACUCUCUGAAUCAGAGCCACAUACAGCAGGUGGAAGUGAAGAACGACAACGUAUCCCCCACCAAGGAUCGCUCUUACAACAAGUUUGUUGGCGCCAUCGAUCCUCAGGCGACUUGGCCCUCAACCGCCUGUGUCUUCGUUGCCAAUCUUCCUGAGCACAGAGAGGACUGGACUCUUGAGGCUGCUGUCACCAAGGAGUUUGAGCGAUUUGGAGUUGUCUUCGUGAAGAUUCGCCGCGACAACCAAGGCAUGCCCUUCGCUUUUGUCCAAUUCACUAACGACGCAAGCGCCAAUGAAGCUCGUGUCAGAGGCAAAGGAAUGAUGAUCCUUGGUCGUCCCUGCCGAACAGAGACUGUCCGCGCCAACCGCACCUAUAUCAUCUAUCGGCGCAACAGAUCUGCCAUCACCUUGGAAGAGGCUAACGAGCUCCUUUCUCCCUUCGGUCGACUUGAAACCGCGCGUUUCCUUGACAACCAGAUUCAGGAGCAGAUGCGCCUUCCUGUCACUAUCCGGGUCCAGUUCAAGGACUUCGACCCAAGCCAACAGGUUCUCAGAGCGUUCCGCUUGAACAAGGUGUACAAGGUUGAAGCAUAUGAUUUCAAGAAGGCCAUGCAGGCCAGAGCUCGUCACCCUGAUCGCAAGUUCCUUGACCACUACGAUCGUGAUCGUCGCUCCAUCUUUAUGACGGACCUUCCCCUCGAUACCACUGAGCAAGACAUCCGAGGCCUCAUGGAAGAUGUCGGAGGAGUGGUUUCGGUCCAAAUGAAGCGCAUGGAGUACCCUCAUGAUGGGCCCAAGCUCAUCGCGUUCGUCGAGUUCACGAACGCUAGCCUUCCUGACAUGGCCAUUGAGAGAUACCACAACAACAUGGUUGGUGGUUUCCCCAUCCGUGUUGAGCGUCGCACCGACAAACGUCGUCGCGAGCCCUUUACACCCGCUCGAGUUUCCUGCAACGUCAUCAAUGAUCAUGAUGGCAUGGACAUGGUUGGCAAAGGCCCUUCCACUCCAGUUCGAGAGCAGCGUGGCACUCUUUCCAUCGAAGCCGGUUCUGCCAACUUCAGCCAGGAUGCUGUGCAAGUUACUCCACUCCGAAGUGAGAUGUGCCCCCCCAUGGCGCAGAACGCCAUGCAGCACAACAUUGGCCACGUUCACCAGAACACCCAGGGCAUGCAGAUGCAGAUGCCAAUGGUGGCUCAGCAGGCUGUCGGUCCUGCUUUCAAUCAGGCUUCUCACCAAACUCCUGUGCAGGUUCCUCACCAGGGUCCGAUGCAGUUCCCUAUGGCGCCUCCUCCCCUGCCUCACCCUCAGCAGAUGGGUACGCCCAUGAUGCCUCCUCCCAACAUGGGUUGCUCUCCCUUUAUGCCUAGCCCCUACUCUCAGGGUCCUGGCUCAGCCUACGGCUUCAUGACUCCUCAGCAGUCUCCUGCACCUUUCUGGGGCUACGGUAACGGUACUCCUCUCUGGACCCCGUUCCCUAUCGAUCCUGCUGCUUUCAUGGCGUACACUUCGCCGGUUCCCCCUCCUCGAUCCAACGCUGGAGUUGGUCUUGGUCCUGUCGCUUCCGCUCCAGUGGAGGCUAGCCAGGUGACUCAGUCUGAGCCUGUUAUGGUCGACAAGACCCUCACCGAUUCCAACCAGGGCCAGAACGAAGAGCACUGA